AUGCCAACCAAGGCUUUGGGAGAGACUCUGAAGGAGUACAUGGUUGUCGGUCGCAAACUUCCGACCGAGAAAGAGCCGUCGCGUUUCUGGUAUUUCGUUUCUAUGCUUCGUCGUGUGAAGAAGGCUAACGGAGAAAUUCUAUCAUGCAAACAGAUCUUUCCCGAUAAGGUUGCCGGUUCAGUCAAGAACUAUGGUGUAUGGUUGAAGUAUGAUUCUCGUACUGGACAUCACAACAUGUACAGGGAAUACCGUGACGUGACUGUUGCUGGAGCCGUAACCCAGGCCUACCGUGAUAUGGGAGCUCGUCACCGUGCCCAAGCUGAUCGCAUCCACAUCUUGAAGGUGCAAGCUGUCAAGGCGGCCGACACCAAGAGAGCCGGAAUCAAGAUGUUCCACGACUCCAAGAUCAAUUCACCACAAAACGCCCAGUCACUCAUUUCGCCUAUGGCUGCCAUUCCUGAGGGUGACUACGAAAAAGGAAAGAAAGUCUUCAAACAAAGGUGCCUCCAAUGUCACGUUGUGGACUCUAAGGCCACAAAGACAGGACCAACUCUUCACGGACUAAUUGGUCGCAAAUCCGGAACUGUUGAUGGUUUUGAUUAUUCGGCUGCCAAUAAGAAUAAGGGGGUAGUUUGGACACGUGAAACCCUUUUCGAAUAUCUGCUGAAUCCUAAGAAGUAUAUUCCUGGCACGAAGAUGGUUUUCGCUGGUCUGAAGAAAGCCGAUGAACGAGCAGACUUGAUAAAAUACCUCGAGGUUGAAUCUGCUAAACCGAUUUGAUUGAUGGUGCUAUUAUAAAUGUUAUAUUAGAAUUAGUGAAGAGAUUUAAUAUGUAUUGCGCCUAUGUUGUUUUAUUUUUGACU
This is a messenger RNA of Cylicocyclus nassatus, 863 nucleotides long. The record is from the annotation of a GenBank genome assembly. Lineage: Eukaryota; Metazoa; Nematoda; Chromadorea; Rhabditida; Strongylidae.